GUUUGUUUUUCUUCCUGAGAGAGAUUAACAACUAGUAACUGUAAAGUCUGUGGUUAGCGAGUUAGCUAGCUGAGGACGCCAUGUUUGAUUGAUUUGAUUUACCUGAAAGCAGCCGUUCUUUUUUUGUGUUCAUAAAGAAAAUAACAGAGCUAAGGGGGAAGAACAACAUCCUUGAAAUAAAACUGGACGAGGCCAAUAGACUUCUAAAAUGGUCACAGAGCAAGGAAAAACAUUUAACUGAAGGUGCUUACAGGUUUAAUAUUUAGUUAAGAGGAUUUUGGUGCUGCAGGGUGGUUGCCACGUCCAUUUAUUUUACUCGUAUUUUCACUCCAGUCUUAACAAAAUGAAUAAAAACUCAGAAAAAAACAUUCAGAAAAUCAAUGGAUAGGAAUACAAAUAAAUAAAAAUAAAAUCCUAUCAGUGAAAUAGAGCUGUAGCAAUAGAAACAGCUUUGUGACUUGUCUGUACAGUUGAUUAAAAUAUUCUGUAAGCAUUUUAUACCAAUCCUUUUGUCUUUAUACCUGCCUCCAAUAUUUUCAUAUCUUGAAAAUUACUUUUGGAUCCUCUAAGAUGUGAUUUGCUUACAUUUCCCUUGUCUUUUAAUCCAGACCUUAAGGGGGGGAUGCAAAUUCAUGUUGGGGGGUGGUUAACCAGAUUAACUAGUUAGUGUAAUGCGAAUUAAACAAAAAUACUAGUUAUAAUAGUUAGUUAAAAUAAUAGUUACACCAUACCUCAGUAUGCACUGUACACAAUAGCUCUCGAUGGCAUGGUGUUGUUUUCGAACAAUUUAGAAAAGAACAAAAAGAAUAUGUUUAAAACACCACAGUUUUUGUAUGAUACACCAUCUCAGUGUGUCAAAAUUGAAUUGAAGUGAUUCCUAACCGUUUCACAGCUGAAUGGAUGUUCAUGACAGAACGCAUAAUUCGCACCCUGGCUGUAGGUAUUAAAGUGAUAGUUCACCCAAAAAUGAAAACUUACCCUCAUGUCGUUCCACACCUAUAAGACUUUCGUUCCCCUUCAGAACACAAAUGAAGACAGUUUGAAUGAAAUCAAGCUCCACAAAGAUCAUAAAGGCAUCGUAACAGUAAUCCAUGUGACUCCAAUGGUUUUAACCCAAUUUUAUCAAGUGCUUCGAAUACUUUGUGUGCGCAAAAAAAAAGUCUCUAUUCACAAAAUAUCUUCAUUCCACAUAGACCUCAGACACGCGUUCACGAGAGAACCACGACGCGUGCGUGUUGUGUUGACCGAAGAACGGAUGUUCUCACGAUACAACGGGAACCGGAAGCGCUGCACUGUUUACAGAAGAGGAGGAGGGACGCUGUACACAAACUGAAUCACAUGGGACAAUCUAUGUAACAAAGAUGUCUGCAGAUUUCCACAUCGAGGAGGACUUUAAAAAAAAAAAAAAUGUAAAAAUUUGUCAGCUUUCUGGAACAUCUUUCGCGUCGCUCUCGUAUCAACACAACACACAUGCAUUGGGGUUCUUUCUUGAAUGGGCCUCUGCGAUGUAUGCGAAAGUGAACAUAUUUUGUGAAUAAAGCAUUCGUAUCGCUUUAGAAAACUGGGAUUAAACCACUGGAGAGUCACAUGGGUUACUUUUACGACGCCUUUAUGAACUUGGCGCUUGAACGUUUUGGUUACAUGGAAUGUAAAUGGAGGGACAUAAAUCUCCCAGGUUUCAUUAAAAAUGUCUUCAUCUGUGUUCCGUAGAUGAAUGAAAGUCCUAUGGGUUUGGAAUGGCAUGAUGGUGAGUGAUCGAUGACAGAAAUUUCAUUUUUGCGUGAGCUAUCCCUUGAACUAACCAUGUAAUAUUCACCUACUGAUAGACUUUGUUACCCUCUAGUGGCAGAUAAUGUGUGUGAACGUAUUAGUGCAAUAUUCUGCUUACUGUAGUUGUAAUAGAAUUCAACCUGUGUCUUCAGAAAAAGAUGGAUUGUUGGGAAGCAUUAAAUGUCUUCAGAACAACUUGGAACAACAGUGUAACCUUCGAGGUAGGAUAUCUGCUAGACAUAAUUAUGUGUAUGUAAUGAUAUAGUGUAUGAUAGAAAAAAAAAAGAUUGCAGUGACUUCUGGAUGAGGUCCUUUUCCCUUUUAAUCUAGGUGAAAACGAGAAGCUGAAAAAUGUCAUCCUUGAGCUGAAGAAGCAAAAUGAAGAUCAUGUGGCGGUAAUCUAAUUCAUCUUAAACUUAAAAAAAAAAAAAUAUGAAAAAACAGUUAGAGGUUGAGGUGGGAAAAUUAUUUUUCACAGUGUUUAAUUAGAAAAUGUUAAAUAAAAAGCUUUAACACAAGUAAAACAAUGGUAUAAAGUGUUGUAAAGAAUAAUUAUGAAGCAAUAUAAUUAAAUUAUUAUUAUUGAGUAUUAUUAUUCUUAUUUUCUUAUAUAGUAUAUUAUUCUUGUGAGUUUGUUUUAAUUGAGUUUCUUGUUGUUUUUGUUGUUCAUUUGUUUGAAUUUAAUAUAAUAUGCAGGGGUUUUUUUAAAUUAUUUUUUUAAAUUAUUAAUUUAAAAGCAGAUUUGUUAAACCCAAAGUUGCUUUACAGGACGAAAGCAGAACCAGGUGGAAUCAGAAACUAACAUACAUUAGAUACAACAACCUCUCUCAAGAGAAAAAAGGACAGUGAGGGAAGUAUUGAGAGAAAAGGAAAGUUUUCCUCUCUGCUUUAAAAAUGGAAAUGGAAGAACAGGAAGAAGAGUCCGGUUAUAAACGUAUUCAUGAUACCUACAGUAGCAAGUUUAUUCUAAUAUGAAUAUUAUAGAUAUUGUCAUGUGGUUCAUGCCCAUUUGUAGGAUCACAUUUUUCCCCCCAUAAUGCAUCAAAAGAGCGAAAUCUGAAAACCUGCCUGAUUGUACAUGUAGGAGAGCAGAGCUUGUGUUCAGAGGCUGCAGUGUGAGAUGAGAGCUUUGCAAGAGCAACACCAGAGGGAGACGGAGGACUGUGCUGCAGAUACUAAGAGGAAACUGGAAUCGAAAGAUGUUGAAAUGAAAGCGGCUCUGGACAGAGAGGAGCGUGCGAUAGAAGCGAUGAGACAGAAAAUGAAGGACCAGGAGAAAGAAAAGCAAAGUGAAGUUAUAAAGCUGCAAAUGGAGUUCAGCGCUAAGCUUGCGAGGGCUCAGAGUAUGUCGGUGAAGAGCCAGCUGCAGCCACAAGCAUCUGGGAUCAUUCCUCAACACAUCUUUAAAAGAAAGCUGCAGUUCCUGCAGGAGCAGAAGGAAAAAGAGAUUGAGGCUCUGCAUCAGAGAGUUAAAGAACUGGAGCAGCAGAGCCUGUGCACCUCCUCCGAGUCCCGUCUGAAGAGGAGGAAGAUCUGAAAAGCUGUUUCGGCAUCAAGCAUUUCACAUAUGCAGCACAUUGUGCAUUAACACAAGACUACAUGAUAUAUUUUGUGACAGUGUGAAAGUUUGCCUGGUUUUGUAUUCAAAAUAAUAUCUAUAUAUGUUCUUUUUUUCCCUUUUAAAAAAAAAAAAAUAAUUUCAGUAUAUGAAGUGGUGUCGCAGAGGCUGUUGAACACUGAAGGACAUUUGUGUUCAAAUAAAGACAUGCACAGUGCAGGUCAAAACCUAUAAUCUCUUCAUUAGAAAUGCCUCAGCGUUCACUGCUUUACACGCACAUCAUAGAAAUAUGGACGUACGCAGUAUUAUGUACCUGGAAUGUGUGGCCUCAUUUAUAUAAUCAUCAGUAACUACCUCAGUAUAUUUAUUAUUUAUUAUGCCUACUCACACUACACCAAUCAGGGGUCUGAAAUGUAAGGGGGUGGGGACAUUUUCUGGGGCCAAGCACCGACACUCCGUGAGCCGCACAUUCACCGAAGCUCUAUAAUUGUUUCAUAAGCAGUCACAGGAAAGCAGAGCCAUAACUAUAGACAAAGGGAUUCAAGAAUGAUUUGGGAGAGCAUUUUUGAAUAUCAGAGUUCCUUUGAUAACUUUUGUUUAGACAGGUCUCAGGAUGAAGAGAGCCAAAUUUGGUGUAGAUUGGACAAAAUUUGGAGGAAGAGUAGCAAAAAUUCCAGUUGGAUGUAAGCAUUUUUGGUAUGUUAUUGUAACAUUUGACCAGUAAGUGGUGCUAUCACGAAAUUUGUUUUGUAGCCUCAGGGCAUGAACUUGAAGAUGCCUACCAAAAUUUGUGUCAGUGUGCAAGGUUUUGUAGUUGCUGAGGUGCAGCCUCACAUGCUGUUUGGUGGUUUCACCAUCAGAUUUGUUGACACCUUAGGAGCAGUGGUAGCUCUGUGGUUAAGAUGUUGGACUAGUGAUUGGAAAGUCGUGAGUUCAAAGCCCAGUGCUGCCAAGCUCCACUGCUGGGCCCUUGUGCAAGCCCCUCAACUGCUCAGUUGUGUAAAUUAGGUCAAUGUAAGUCACUCUGGUUAAGAACAAAUGCCAUAAAUGUAAGUGCAAACAGUUUGCAUUAUCAACAUUUUUUUGAUAAUGUUUUUCCACGUUGGUCUGAAUAUGAUGUUUGCCAAAUUUGGAGUUGAUUGGAACUAAUUAGUAGGAAGAGUAGCGAAAAAACUGUUUUUGACAAAAUCCAAGAUAGUCGACAGGAAGUACAUUUGAAUUUGAGAUUUUGGUGUGCGUUCACUUCAGCAUACCCCGGGAAUUAUAGGAAAUAAGAACUGUGAAUUUAGCAUGGAAAUGAAUGUCAUAGGGUGCGUUGAGACUUGUCUCGACCCAGUCUCGAACUUUAUGGUCUGGGCCAAAUGCCCCAAGAACAAGCAGGAUCUGAUGACCAGCUGCAGUAAACGCCUGGCAGAGCACCACCAGGGAACAAACCCAGAGUCUGGUGGUGUGUAUUAGUUCCAGACAUCGGGCAGUCAUUGACUACAAAGGAUUUGCAUCCUUUAAAGUAUUAAAAUGACAAUUUCAUGUUUGUCCAAUUACUUUUGGUCCCGAAAAAAAGAGGGGGGUGGUAUCACAUACACUAUAUCUCCAAAAGUAUAUGGACACCUGACCAUCACACCCAUAUGUGGGUCUUCCCCAAACUGUUCCACAAAAUUGAAAGCGCACAUUUGUACAGGAUGUGUUUGUAUGCUGUAGCAUUACAAUUUCCCUUCCCUGGUACUAAGAGGCCCAAAUAUGUUACAGCGUCACAAUGCCUCUGUGCACAAAGCAGGGUCCAUAAAGACAUGCUUUGCCAAGGUUGGAGUAGAAGAAUUUGAAUGGCCUGCACAGAGCCCUGAUCUCAGCCCCAGUGAACACCCUUGGGAUGAAUUGGAACGCCAACUGCACCCCAGGCCUCCUCACCCAACAUCAGUGCCUGACCUCACUAAUGCUCUUGUGGCUGAACGAGCGCAAAUCCUCACAGGCAUGCUCCAAAAUCUAGUGGAAAUCUUCCCAGAAGUUUGAGGGUCAUUAUAACAGCAAAGAAAGACUAGAUCUGGAAUGGGAUUUUCAAAAAGCACAUAUUUGUGUUAUGGUCAGGUGUGCACCAACUUUUGGCCAUAUAGUGUAUAAAAAGUGCCAUAGUUUUUAUAGCAUUCACCCACUUUAGAUGUAAAUACCUUUACAUGAAAGCUGAAAGACUGUACCUUGAGCUCAUAUCCAUUAUUUAAUUAUUUAAUCAACUACAAUAUGCUGUGGUAGACAGCUAAAAUAACUAAUAAAGUAAUAAAAAAAAAAAACCGUCACUGUCCAAAUAUUUAUGCACCUGACUGUUGUUUACAUUUCCCAUUAGAAGUGUGCAAACCAGUAUACUGUACUCUGUAACUGAGUAACACCUGCCAUACCUCACCAUUAUAGUGAGAAGUAGCAGAUGGUAUAUUAUUAUUAUUAUUAUUAUUAUUAUUAUUAUUAUUAUUAUUAUUAUUAUACUGAAUCAUUUGCAUAAGAUGAAAUGUAGACUUGUUACAUUUGUGAAAUUUUAGCCGAUGAUCACUGUCAGCUGUGAUUAACCGUUUUAAUCAUCCUUCUUGUAACCUGUAUAAAAUAAUCCAUGAUUAAUGCACAAUAACAUUUAAGAAAAUGUUAUAUAAUGUAAUAUUUCUGUCUUCCAUUUUAGCCUGUGAAAAUAUGCACAAGAUUCGCCGAAAUACACAAACAGUUUUCUGAACAAUAAGCAAUUAGGUAAAUAAAAAUAAAAUUAAAAAGUAGUCUUAAGUAAAAUUACUGAGAUAAAGCAUGCUACAUCCGCAGUAUAUCGUUUGAAAUAGCCCUUGACUAAAAAUAAUAAGCAAAUUUUGGUGGUGCAAAUUUAGUAUAUCAAAACAAUCCUCUCCAAUAAACCUGAUGUUUACUGAU
Messenger RNA from Ictalurus furcatus (blue catfish), 6226 nucleotides. Its product is annotated as coiled-coil domain-containing protein 152-like. Bases 2891 to 3307 code for a protein of 138 amino acids. Lineage: Eukaryota; Metazoa; Chordata; Actinopteri; Siluriformes; Ictaluridae. The record is from RefSeq and is a predicted model, not a curated record. The transcript is spliced from 4 exons.